Drosophila suzukii is the source of this 582-nucleotide messenger RNA. Lineage: Eukaryota; Metazoa; Arthropoda; Insecta; Diptera; Drosophilidae. The record is from RefSeq and is a predicted model, not a curated record.
AUGGAGAGUUACUUUGAAAAAGGACUGAUUACGCUAAUCCAGCAGGAGGACAUGAUCUACAACUACGGCAACGUGAACUAUCGCAAUGCCAAGCUCAAGAUGGAGGUUUGGGAGGAAAUCGCCAGAAAGCUGAAGAAGUCGGUUAAACAGUGUCGGCUGAAGUGGAAGGCUCUAAGGGACCAAUAUGCACGAGAGCACAAGCGACUAAGGACACUGAUGCACAUAGAGGCCACUUCGCGUUGGAAGCACUAUGACUCGCUCAGUUUUCUGCAAAAGUACAUGAAACAAAAGACGCUGGAGACGCUGGAGAACUACAUCAAUGGGGAUGCACAUCAUGAUGAUGAGGAGGAAGAUGACGAGGACGAGGAGAUGGAAACCACAACGGCGGCGGAACAAACUCCUCAGCAGCAAGAGCAGCAUGUAAUGACUUAUGAUCACGACGAUGGAGAGGAUGAUGAAAUUGGUGCGUUUUUCAAGACAGUGGCCAUGAAGAUACGAAAUGCUCAGCUGGAGCCGGUGGCUUUCACCGAACUGCAAAUUGAAAUUCUGCGUGUCAUUAACGAGGCACUGAGGAACCACUAG